Messenger RNA from Orbicella faveolata, 2209 nucleotides. Its product is annotated as endothelin-converting enzyme homolog. The record is from RefSeq and is a predicted model, not a curated record. Lineage: Eukaryota; Metazoa; Cnidaria; Anthozoa; Scleractinia; Merulinidae. Gene Ontology annotation, molecular function: metalloendopeptidase activity. Gene Ontology annotation, biological process: protein processing. Gene Ontology annotation, cellular component: plasma membrane.
GAAUGCAUCUGGUUAAGGCUCAGUAAUACUGGUACUCUAUAUUUGAUGCUCUCCUCGUCUGAAGAUUCUCACAAAUUUCAAUCUGUCUUCAGUUUUUGUUGUUUGCUAAAACUUUCAGGAUUUUCCUCAUAUUUACAAAAAGUUAACUGUGCUCGAUAUUUUUGCCUGACACCAGCUAAUCGUAGUAUUGCCAUUUCUUAAAAACGUUCUUUUACUUCACAGUUUCAAUGGCUGUCGCAUUUCAACAGCUUGUUCCCUCAGUAUAACAUUACACUAAACUCUUCCGAGAAUAUCAUCGUCCCUGCGCCCGAGUAUCUCCGAAAUAUGUCCGAUGUUGUGCUUGAUGCAGAUAACGUGUAAGUAUUAUUAGAGAAGCAGUCUGUGACGAACAACUUGUCCUAUUAGGCAUUUAGGCGUAAGCAUCUGCAUUGUCACCUAGAUCAGCUGUUGGUUUGAAUUACGAUGGUAAAAAGUGUAUCCACUUGUAAGAGGAGUGGUCGCUUUUUGGAACCACUUCAACGGACAAAAUUUAUUUCGCCCGUUCCAGGCGGUCAGAGGGGUUACUGUGGGAUCGAUGAUCGAAAAAGCGUGCGGGUGAUGACCGGGCCCAGACCCGUUCGUUCGUGUGCCACCCCCUUUUUCGAUCGUCUCCACCGACCGAGAGCCUGGACCAGGCUAAAUUUCAAUUGGCGUCAAAAUUUAAUUGAGGCAAUUUAUUGUAUUUGCAAGAAGCCAAGAAGCUUAUGUGCCUUUUAAAAUGGCUCAGGGAUCAUUUUCUGGUGUUCUACCCCUACUGGAAUGUAAUAAGGGCCGGUUAUAGCAACCCGCUGCUUAUUUCAUCGUUUUGGUCGUAUCCGAACAGCGUAGUUUUAACUCUAUUCUGCAAUGCUUAUUUCCAACAGAACCCUGUCCGAUUACUUCAUCUGGACAGUGUUAAGGAGACUAAUCCCAUUCCUCUCCAAGCCUUUCCGAGAGGCUGAAGCCAAAUACAAAAGACAAACUUCUCAUAUCAAAGCUGAACCAGCAAGAUGGCUGACGUGCAUUACAACGACCAACUACUACCGCGGGCUCACGUUUGCUACUGGAAGCUUAUAUAUAGAAAAGGCAUUUGACAAGAGGAUGAUUCCACUGAUGAGCGAAAUGAUGGACAAUAUCAGAAAAGCUUUCCGAGAGGAAGUGGCUGAUUUGACUUGGAUAGACAGCGAAACAAAACCAAGACUAUACCAAAAGGAAGAUGCGAUGGUCGAGAAGAUCGGUUACCCAGAAAUAUGUGUAAAUAGAACUCUACUCAGAGAGUACUAUCAAGGGCUUGAAGUAGACGACACAAGAUUUUUGUUGAACGAAGUAAAUGUCAGCAAGUGGUACUCGGCACAGUCUCUCGCUAAGCUGAGAAAGCCUUCAACGCGUGGACAAUGGUUCGAUGGGCCACAAUCUGUUAAUGCAUACUACCAACGAGAGAAAAAUGAAAUAAAUGUCCUGGCAGGGAUACUUCAGCCUCCAUUUUACCACGGCCGCUUAGCACCACGAGCAGUGAACUUUGGAGGAAUUGGCAUAGUCUUGGCUCACGAGCUUACCCAUGGCUUCGAUAACGUCGGUCGUCUUUUUAAUAAAUACGGUGAGAUCGGCAAGCCGUGGUGGAGCAACUUCACAUUAGCUGGAUUCCAAAACAGAUCCCAAUGCCUGGUUGACCAGUACAAUGAAUAUCCACUGGAUGUGUACGGCCGAAAGAUAUUUGUUGACGGUCGACUAACAUUACCCGAGAACAUUGCCGACAAUGGAGCUCUCAAGAUUGCCUUUAGGGCUUAUAAAAACUGGGUGCAAGAGCAUGGCGUUGAGGAGCUGGUACCUGGUCUGAAGAGAUCUAGUGAACAGAUGUUCUUCCUAAGCUAUGCACAAAUGUGGUGCAGUAAUUUUAGUGCCACACAGAUCUUCAGGAGAGCUAAAGCUGAUCCACACGCUUUACCUAUUUAUAGGUAAGUCAUUUCCUGGCUCCUCAGUUUAAAGCGCGCCCAUGGGAUCAGGAGCCAUGAUAAUCGCUCCUGUUUUACUGCCAAACUCCCAUAACUAUCAUUGAAGGAAAUAUAUUUUGGUCCGCGAGGAGAAUUGAUGUUUCAUUAACACUUGAGUCUUUACAGCUUGACAGAUGUUACUCGUUACUUUCAGGGUAAAUGGUGUUUUGUCCAAUAUGGAAGAAUUUGCCAAGGCGUAU